AUGCCAGCGGAGCUUCAUGCUGUAAUAGAUUCUGCCAAGCUGGAAAGGCUUUCCAUGGGCACCGAGGAAGGAACUGGACAGGAUUUACGGAACUUGGACAACGGAUCGGAUCGACAACGAUUUCAGUGUAAUGGAAGGGUCAAGCGUCAAACGUUUGUGGCUACUCACAACACCAGAACGAUAUCGUUCGAUUACCAAGCGUAUGUUGAAAAGACAGUAAAGAUUAAGGUCGACGUUAUUAGAAUCUCCGAAGCAAGACGUAACGAAGAGCUUGCAGCCGAAUGGCACACAGGAGACCAGCAUUUUGCAACGAGUCGAGGGCAGAUAUCUGCCUCCGCUACGAACAACACGCAGUCCACAGGAGAGGCCGAAGAAGAAUUCGAAAAAUUCUUUGAAGAAGUAGAAAAGGCUGUAAAUACAAGAUCAGCAUGUACAAUUAAGAAUUCAUACGAAGCAAUCAAAGACGCGAGCGAGGAGGCUCCGUCAAGAAGAUCGACGGGACUACAAAGCCAUACGAAACAACUGAUGGCUGUUAGAGCCCGCAUGAUUGUUGAGGGGAUAGCAGAAGGAGAUGAAUACAAGUUGCUAUGUGAAGAAAUACGAAGGUUACAGAAGUGCAAUCGCCUGCCGCAAGAGAGGAAAUACCGAUCGUGA
Molecule: messenger RNA, 654 nt
Organism: Anisakis simplex (herring worm)
Lineage: Eukaryota; Metazoa; Nematoda; Chromadorea; Rhabditida; Anisakidae
Source: the annotation of a GenBank genome assembly